GGCGGAGAUCACCUGAUCAAACAGGAAGAGUGUUGACACUCGGCUAUCUUAUCUACUUUUACUCGAAACUUAAUAUAUUGGACUCGAAAUACUGGACUUGCUUAUCAUGAGAAUAUAAAGGAGAAUAUACAUCACAAAUGGUUACCGCUAUAAAGUCUAUUGAUGUUUUGGUUAAAUAUAGUGUUAUUAGUUAAGGUGUGUCGCGGGUUUGAAUGGACCGCCAAUGAAGACAAGAAAGUUUGCUAAGUUUACAUCUAACUACAUCAAAAUGACGCUAUUUUGUUUAUGUAUGUGCUUCUUGCUGAAAGGUGCGUUUGGUAAUAUCAAAUUGGUGCAUGACGGAGAUUCUGUCACGCUACAAUCUGCUCUUACAAAUGUUCAGAAAUAUGAGCGUGUUCUAUGGACGUUUGGACCUGACAGCACCCGAAUAGCUCAAAUCAACAACGCCAUCAACAAGAUAUCAGUAUAUAAUGAAGUACUGAACGGGAAAUUCAGAGGCAAACUGAGUUUGGAUGCUCAAACUGGAUCUCUGACCAUCGCAAACGCAACAUCCCAACACGCUGGACUCUACGAAUUAAAUACUGUCGGCGGAAAUGACGUCUUAUCCAAGCAGUUCAGAGUUAUUAUUUUAGCUCAUCUGCCUGCUCCUGUCCUCAUGAGAAACUCUUCUCAAUGUUCUUCAUCCUCAUCUUCAUCAGUGCAGUAUUGUUCAGUGCUGUGUUCAGUGGUGAAUGUGAGCGCUGUGAGUCUCUCCUGGUACAAAGGAAACAGUGUAUUGUCCAGCAUCAGUGUGUCUGAUCUCAGCAUCAGUCUCACUCUACCUCUGGAGGUGGAAUAUCAGGAUAGAAACACCUACAGCUGUGUGAUCGACAACACCAUCAGCAACCAGACCACACAUCUGGAUAUCAGCACACUCUGUCAGCCAUGUGAAGUGGGUGUGUCAAGUUUGAAUUCAGGAAACAGCGUACCCUUCGGUGAUGUGGUUCUGAUCUGCAUAGGCAUCGCAGUUACAUUUGUAAUCUUGGCAGCAGCUGGGAUGUUCAGUAUUUACUGGAGAUAUAAAAAAACACAUCAAACUUGCCAGACUCCUGUGCAACAGGUUUCUGAGGUGCAUGAAGGUGAUGAUAUGGUUGAGAUGGAUGAACUGAAGACAAUGUCUGUGAGUGUGGGAGGGUCCGUCAUGCUAAACACUGGUUUCACCAAGAUAAAAAGUUGUGAUGUGCUGCAGUGGAGGUUUGGAGAGCCAAAUUCAGACGUCACAAACCCAUUUGUUGUCAUAAGAAGACUGAACGAACCAGACUUCACUGAAUAUGCUGGUCAUGACGAGACAUUCAGAGACCGAUUACAGCUGGAUCAACAAAACGGAUAUCUAAAAAUCAGUGAUAUCAGACCCACAGACUUUGGUAUAUAUAAACUAAAUAUUGCCAGGAAUGGGAGAAAUGUGAUCUCCAAGACAUUUAUUGUCAAAGAUUCAUCUGAAGACAUCAGAGAGGCAUCGGAGACCGAAUCGCUGUUAAAGACAGAAAUGAUCUCCGACAGUCGUGUAUAGCAACUGUUACUAAUCCUUAUAAAACAUUUGUUUUUUAUGGAACAUCUUUCAGCUAACCAUGAUCUUGUCUGUUAUUCAGAUGUGUAUUUAUUACACUGUGUGUCUGUUACUUAUUAUUGUUUUAAAUUUCAGCGUUAAUGAACGGAUCAUUGAUGUCUGAACAUUUCCUGCCCUCUAGUGGGCAAUCUAAGCUAUUUCAAACUGGUGUAUAAUGAAAUGUUGAUCUAAAUUAGUUCACAUUCAGACUCAUUAAACAAAAAAAGUACUUUUAAAUAUCAAAUUUUUAUAUUUAAAUUAUUUAUCCAGCUAAAGAACAAAAUUCAGCACAAAAUGCUCAAAUUUAUAGGUGAUACACUCUUCUAAAGGUACAAGAGCUGUCACUGGGCAGGUACCUUUUCAAAAGGGAAACAUUUGUACUUAAACAGUCCAUAUUGGUAUCUUAAAGCAGUGGUUCUCAAAGUGGGGGUAAGGACCCCCCGAGGCGUCGCAGGACAAUAUAGGGGGGUCGCCUGGUGAUUUAUAGUUAAUUUAUUGUUACUAUAUACUAUAUAGGUAUUAUAG
This is a messenger RNA of Danio rerio (zebrafish), 2110 nucleotides long. NCBI's taxonomy places the organism in Eukaryota, Metazoa, Chordata, Actinopteri, Cypriniformes, Danionidae. The record is from RefSeq and is a predicted model, not a curated record.